AACACGUGUUAACAAUUCAAUUAUGAUAAAAGGAAGCAAAACAUUUCAAAAACAUUCCCAGUUGAAUUUUAAAUGAUUUCUAAAAGCGUGUUUUGACUGUGCCUCAAUGUUUAAAAUAGUUAUUAAAGUUUUAUCGUUAUAAAUAUCAAGCACGUGAUCAAACAGGCACACGUUCCAAUUAAUAACCCAAGGAAAAGAACUUGACGAUUUCUAUUACAGAGAUUAUUAGACCACUGUUUAAAUACGGUAGAAUAUUUUAUUACUUAGCAUGUUUUUCGCCUUUUUCUUUCUUCAAGAACAACUCCUUUUCAACGCGAUUAGUAAUGUUAUCUACACCUGAGUAUUUUUCUAUUAUUCUGUCAUUUUCAUCAUGUUACAAAAACAGAUAUCACGUUAAAUGUCUUAACGCAUGAACUCAACAUGGAUUGGAUCUCACAUUUAGCAACAGGUAUAGCCAUAUUCCGCCUGGUGCUGAUAUGUUGCGGUAUGUGGAUACAGCUACGUGCCAUCUCCAAACGAAACAUUGUCCAAGAUUGCCAAAAGCGGUGCUUUGCCCUUGCGGGUAUAACAUAUCUUCUUGGUCUACUACCACAAUCUUUAAUCCUUCUCCUUGUUAGUUCUGAUUUAGUCAGUUCUGUAUUGGACAGUGGGUAUUUAUGUAUGGCCCAAAAAUUUGUUUGUAUGAUAGCAGUUGCUCUCCAUAACUUAAUUUUUAUAAAUUGGAUAUUAGAAUACAUAUACUCACUAAGAAUAAAGAGCAACAAUUACAUUUUAUCCUUCAUCAAACAUAAAGCCUUUGUUUAUUUUUCUGCAUCAUAUGUUACGAUUCUCAUUUUGUGCCGGAGCUACUUCAUGCAUGAUGGUGAUAGUAAAACAUUUUAUACUGAUCUUGCGACUAAAAGUGGUAACUCUUCAUUCAGUUAUUGGAUUUCAUCACCCGCUGAAAGGCCUUCUCAAGUGGUUAGACUACAACUGUUGUUGUGUGAAAGUUCCUUAGAAGAAAAUGAAAUACUUAGCUAUCUGUGUGUGUCUUAUACAUUUUUGUUAUUGCCCUUGUUUUUGCUGGGUGUAAUUUAUAAAUGGAAAUAUGGUAAGGGUAAAGAGGACGUUUCUGAGAACACUUCAGAAGAAAUUUUGGAUAAGGCAAAUGAAGGAGGGCAGCAGUGCUUAUGGUGGGAGCGAGAAGAAAACAUCCAGAGAUUUCUUUCUACAUUCAUCACAAUAUGGUUUCAUUUUAUUCAGCCUGUUAUAUUUUGUACACAUCGUGAGCAUUUUGUUGAUUUUGGAGUUCAUUUAUUGUUGACUAUAUGCGUAUUUAUUCCAUGGACUUUAUCCGAAAAUGACUAUGAUUCAUUACGGAGUUGGGUUUAAAUAUGCUUUUUUAUAAGUUUUUAUUGAAUAAAAAUGAGUUUCUUUUAUACA
Messenger RNA from Parasteatoda tepidariorum (common house spider), 1422 nucleotides. RefSeq lists its product as uncharacterized. Lineage: Eukaryota; Metazoa; Arthropoda; Arachnida; Araneae; Theridiidae. The record is from RefSeq and is a predicted model, not a curated record.